This is a messenger RNA of Striga asiatica, 1246 nucleotides long. NCBI's taxonomy places the organism in Eukaryota, Viridiplantae, Streptophyta, Magnoliopsida, Lamiales, Orobanchaceae. The record is from the annotation of a GenBank genome assembly.
CUUCAACCAAGUUUCAAACAAGCAUAAACACACAAACAUAUGGAGCAAGGCAAAAAAAUGGCCCUAAUUGUGGGUUGCAAUUACCCUAACACCCCAAACAAGCUGCACGGUUGCCAUAACGACGCGUUAGCCAUACGUGACUUGCGCACAGCCCGAUUCGAAUUCAUCCCGGAUAACAUUGGGCUUAUGAUGGACAAGCCCGAAAGCCCAAUAAUGCCAACUGGAGCCAACAUCAAGACUGCACUAAACAAAAUGGUCGAUCGGGCAAAAAAAGGAGACGUCUUGUUCUUUCAUUACUCUGGCCACGGGACUCUGAUCGAGCGUCACGGUUUAUCCAAGAGAGAGGAAGCUAUUGUACCUUGUGAUUUCAAUCUCAGCACCAGGAGGCAUUCAAAUGUUCAUAGUGAACUCAUACCAUCAACAAUUUCGUCGGCAACUGAUGUUCUCUCUCAAGAGCAACAAGCCGAGAGGCCAGCCGCCGAGAAAACCAAGAUCCAGGUUCUCCACAGUCAUCUGAGUUUCCGGUCUGAGAACAUUCAUCUGAUGACCGACAAGUCAGGAAGCAACACAAACACAAUGCCUACGGGCUACGGCACGCAACAUCAAGAGAACACUGGAUGCGAUGGUAGCAACUAGCAAGACCAAAACCAGUCACUUUCACUAUCAUCGCAGAUUCUUGCUGCAGCUGCCACCUCAUUGUUAAGGAAGAGCUAAAGAUUCUGCCCGGGAACUAUCGACCCAAUUAUAUGAGUCUGUGUGUCUGUCUGAAUAAAACUACAGAAAAUUAACCAUCCAUGUUAUUUUUUCCCUAUUAAUCUUGGUUAGAUUGUUUCUGAUCAAUAUGAGUUCAUUGUUUCUACUUUAAUUAAUUCCAUACCAUUAAUUAGUGUCAUCAGUGCUUCAAAAUCUAUUCCAGCGUUACUUUAAAACUUCUAUAUAUCUAAUUUGUUGGUCUUCUUGCUUCCUUACAGUACAGCCUUCUCUUAAUUGAUUGCUAAUUAACAUCUCUUAUUGAUUUACAUGCAUGCUUACUUCCAAUUCUUUGUUUGAUUUACUUGGUGCACUUUAUUCAUUUCAACACAAUUGUGUUUCCUUUACCUCAACAGAUUAGAUUAUUGGCUUGUGUUUCAACUUAUUAAUUGAUUGAUUCUUGAUAAACUAACUAGGACCACUAAUAUUAACAUUCAAAAAAUAAAAAUAAAAACAUAAAAAAAGGAGAGUAAUUUCUUUAAUUUAACCACCCAUU